AGUAACUCCGUGUCAGGGACAUGUCCGUGACUUUUUCAUGAAGGUCCCCGCACGGUGACCUUUUAUUAUUUCAUCAAGAAAUCAGUAUCGUCAUUCCAUUUUCAAUCAAUCGUUAUUAUUAAAAUCAAAUAAUAUUAUUAAAAUUAAUAUUAACAAUAAUUUAUCUAAUUAACAAAAAACAAAAAAGGAAUAAUCAAAAAAUUUAUUGAAAAAAUGCAAAAGUAUCUUUGGUGUCUUGGAUUGAUCGCAAUUCUUUUAAUUCAAAAAGAAUGUCAGGCGAGACAAAUCGGGGAAAGGAUAAAAAACUUUUUUGGUCUUUUUGGCAACAAACCACCAACCGUUAAAGAACCACCUGCACCAUGUUACUGCUCGUGUGGAUUAAGAAAUGAUGAGAGUCGCAUAGUUGGUGGUCAAACAACUCGAAUGAACGAAUUGCCAUGGAUGGUUAGGUUAUCCUAUCUAAAUAAAUUUUAUUGUGGUGGUACUUUGAUUAACGAUCGUUACGUGCUAACCGCGGCACAUUGCGUUAAGGGAUUUAUGUGGUUCAUGAUCAAGGUCACGUUCGGUGAACACGACAGGUGUAUCGAUAAAAGUCUUGAAACGAGAUACGUCGUACGAGUGUUAACCGGGGAUUUCAGUUUCCUCAACUUUGAUAAUGACAUAGCACUUCUUCAACUUAAUGACAGAGUUCCGUUCGGUGAUACGAUACGUCCGAUAUGUCUACCAACUAUAAAAGAAAACGAAUACGUUGGAUCGAAUGCAAUAGCAUCAGGUUGGGGUACACUACAAGAAGAAGGUAAACCAUCCUGUUUACUCAAAGAAGUUGAAGUUCCGGUUAUGAGCUUGGAGGAUUGUCGAAAUACCAGUUACAGUCCUCGCAUGAUCUCUGAUAACAUGUUAUGCGCGGGAUAUCCUGAUGGAAAGAAAGAUUCUUGUCAGGGUGAUAGUGGUGGACCAUUGAUAACCGAACGAGAAGAUAAAAGAUACGAAAUUAUCGGCAUCAUCUCUUGGGGAAAUGGAUGUGCACGACCAGGUUACCCUGGUGUUUAUACCAGAGUUACCAAAUAUUUAGAUUGGAUCUUAAAUAAUUCGAAAGAUGGCUGCUUUUGCGAUAACGCAAAAGUUAUUCAAUUAAAGAUCGAUUCGGAUUGUGAUUGUGGUCUAUCAUCAUUGGGUUUGUCUGAUCGUAUAAUAGGAGGAAAGAUUUCAAACCCACAUGAAUUUCCAUGGAUCGUAAUUAUAUUUAAAAAAGGAGCUAUUCAUUGCGGAGGUGCAUUGAUAAACGAUCGAUACGUGUUAACAGCUGGUCAUUGUGUUAAAUGGACAAAGGCAAAAGAUCUAACUGUAGGAUUAGGAAUUCAUGAUGUAAGUGAUGUAGAAGAUGGAUACCUUGUAGCUAUCAGUAAAACAAUUUUACAUAAAAAUUUUAUGAGUGAAGGUACACAUGACACUAAUGACAUCGCAUUGAUUAAAUUACAAGAGCCAGUUGAAUAUGAUAAUCAUGUGCAACCUAUUUGUCUUCCCAAUAAAGAUAAAGAUUACAGCGGUAAAACAGCUAAGGUAACAGGCUGGGGAACAAUUGCUGUUAACGGUGCAACUUCUAACUUACUUCGUGAAACUAAUUUAACUGUAUUGUCAUUGAAUUCUUGUAAAAAAACUUCUAUUGGAAAUUACUUAACAAAUUCUGUAAUGUGCGCUUACAGAGAUAACACUGAUGCCUGUCAGGGUGACAGUGGUGGACCAAUUUUUAUCGAAAAAACAAAUACAAAGUAUGAAAUAAUCGGAAUAGUUUCUUGGGGAUUGGGUUGUGCUAACAAGGGUGUACCUGGUAUAUAUGUGAAAAUUACGGAUUAUUUAAAUUGGAUAAAACGACAUACUGCUGAUGCAGUUUAUUGUUUAGACAAUUAAAACAUAAAUAACAAUUUUAAUAAUAUUAUUUAAUUUAAAUGUUGAAAUUACAACCGAAA
This is a messenger RNA of Polistes dominula (European paper wasp), 1967 nucleotides long. RefSeq names its product trypsin-1. Gene Ontology annotation, molecular function: serine-type endopeptidase activity. Gene Ontology annotation, biological process: proteolysis. The record is from RefSeq and is a predicted model, not a curated record. Lineage: Eukaryota; Metazoa; Arthropoda; Insecta; Hymenoptera; Vespidae.